GGCCGGACCGUCGCGCGGCAACGCUGGGAGCCGGCGGAAAUGGGGCUGGUGUCCCGCGGCACGGCCGCGGCGGGGCUGGGGGCCGGGGGCCGCGAGCGCUGUCGUCUGCUCGGGCCGGCCCGACGCGGUCCCCGACCCCAUGCCGACCCCGCCGCCUGAGAGCGCGGCCCGGGGGAACAGCCGCGUGCCCGGCAUGGUGCUCAAGGCCUUCUUCCCCACGUGCUGCGCCUCGGCCGACAGCGGCCUGCUGGUGGGACGGUGGGUCCCGGAGCAGACCAGCGCUGUGGUCCUGGCUGUGGUGCACUUUCCCUUCAUCCCCAUCCAGGUGAAGCAGCUCCUGGCCCGGGUGCAGCAGGCCAGCCAGGUGGGGGUGGCCGUGCUGGGCACCUGGUGCCACCGCCGGCAGGAUGCCGAGGAGAGCCUGGGCCGCUUCCUGGAGGGCCUGGGCGCCAUCUUCUCCCAUGAGCCCUGGCUCCAGCUGUGCCGGGAGAGGGGCAGCGAGGCCUGGAGCUGCAAGGCCACCCGCCGGCAGGCACCUACCUGCCCCGGUGCCCCCGGCGAGGACCAGGUCAUGCUUGUCUUCUAUGACCAGCGCAAGGUGCUGCUGUCCCAGCUGCACCCGCCCGUGGCCCUGCCUGACCACCAGGCUGGCGACGCCACGGCCGGUGCCGGGGGCUUGGCUGCUGUCUUUGACACGGUGGCACGCAGUGAGGAGCUCUUCCGAAGUGACCGGUUCGACGAGGGCCCCGUGCGGUUGAGCCACUGGCAGUCGGAGGGCGUCGAGGCCAGCAUCCUCGCGGAGCUGGCGAAGCGGGCCUCGGGGCCCAUCUGCCUGCUGCUGGGCGGCCUGCUGUCACUUGUCUCAGCCGCCAGCGCCUGCCGGGUGUUCCAGCUGUGGCCCCUGUCCUUUAUCUGGAGCAAGCUCUCCACAUGUGAGCAGCUCAGGCACCGGCUGGAGCAGCUCACGUUUGUCUUCAGCACCCAGAAGGCCGAGAACCCCACCCAGCUGAUGAGAAAGGCCAACGUGCUUGUCUCUGUGCUUCUUGACGUGGCCCUUGGUCUUGUGCUGCUAUCUUGGCUUCACGGGAAGGACCGGAUCGGCCACCUGGCAGAGGCGCUCGUCCCCGUGGCUGAUCGCGUGGCCGAGGAGCUCCAGUGUCUCCUGCAGUGGCUGAUGGGAGCGCCUGCUGGGCUGAAGGUGAACCGGGCGCUGGACCAGGUCCUGGGCCGCUUCUUCCUAUAUCAUCUGCAUCUGUGGAUCAGCUACAUCCACCUCAUGUCCCCCUUCAUCGAGCGCAUCCUGUGGCACGUGGGCCUCUCGGCCUGCCUGGGCCUGACGGUCGCCCUGUCCAUCCUGUCAGACAUCAUCGCUCUCCUCACCUUCCACAUCUACUGCUUCUACGUCUACGGCGCCAGGCUGUACUGCCUGAAGAUCUGUGGCCUGUCCUCGCUCUGGCGUCUGUUCCGGGGGAAGAAGUGGAAUGUUCUGCGCCAGCGGGUGGACUCCUGCUCCUAUGACCUGGACCAGCUGUUCAUCGGGACCUUGCUCUUCACCAUCCUGCUCUUCCUCCUGCCCACCACGGCCCUGUACUACCUGGUGUUCACCCUGCUCCGGCUCCUGGUGGUGGCCGUGCAGGGCCUGAUCCACGUGCUCGUGGACCUCGUCAACUCCCUGCCGCUGUACUCCCUCGGCCUCCGGCUCUGCCGGCCUUACAGGCUUGCAGCCGGCGUGAAGUUCCGAGUCCUGGAGCAUGAAGCUGAUAGGCCCCUCCGCCUCUUGAUGCAGAUCAACCCCCUGCCCUUCAGUCACGUGAUACGCACCUACCGCCUCCCCAGCUGUGGCUGCCACCCCACCCACUCCUGGGGCUCCCUGUGCCGCAAGCUUUUCUUCGGGGAGCUCAUCUACCCCUGGAGGCAGAAAGGGGACAAGCGGGACUGACGGACCCCGGCCACCGGCCCGCCCGGCACCGCCACACGGCCACAGUCAGCCCUCCACCCUGCCGGGGACGCUGACUGUCAGGACGACACGCAUCCGUGCUGUUUGCCUUCUGUGCCCCCGGUUGUCUGAGGCCUCUACGUCUGCCCCUGGCUCCGAGGCUGCGGGGUGCUGAGCAGGAGGUCGCAGGGGCAGCCAGCCGGGCCAGGAGGCCCGUGCUUCAUCACUAGCAGUGUUUGCCUCGGGACCCGCCUCCUGACCUGCUGGGAUGGCAUCGGCAACCCGGUGCCCCCCAGCCCCCGGGGGCCUGCCCAGGAGCCCUGCUCUGCCCCUCCCGUCACCCCCAGACUCCGGGAGGGGUUUGUAGGCCUCUACCCCUGACCACCACGGCCACUGCCAACGGGGCAAGCCGGCAGCUCUCCCUGUCGGGAGGUGGAGGGACCCCUCCCGGGAUGCGCUCAACGGUCCUUGAGGCGGACCCCCAGCAUCCCGGCCUUGGGGGUUGCUCCAGGGUCCCCAGAACCAGCAGCCCCGGUGGCCCCGAGCCCUCUGGGAAGCCGGCAGCACUGCCCUCGGAGCCUGGACCACACAAGGGUUUACUUGAUGCCACCCGCAGAGGUUGUCCCGCAGGGGGAGCUGCCGUGGGCCUUCGGGUCUCCCUGUGUGAAGCCGGGCCACGCGGGCGCCCGGAGCCGCCUUGCCAGAGACCAGACAGCCAUUCGCCCUGCCGCCCUGUCCCUGCCCCACACCCCUGCGGGAACAGGCCCCUUGGCCAAAUACCAUCUCCCUCACUGACGUCGCACGGAAGCAGGCAGCUCCUAGAGAGACACGUUUGUGGUCUCCAGUGUGUAUGUGGCGGGGGGGUGGGGGGCAGCAUUCAGGCCGCGUCUGCCUGCCGGCUGGCGUGGCAUCUGACUGUGGGCGCGAGCCCCGCAGUCCCCAGGGGGAGGAAGACUGCGCGUGCGGAUGGCACCGUCUGUGUUUUGUCCUCCUGGAGUUGUUUGUGCUCGUGCCGUCGCCCGAGCAGGAGAAGGGGCAGCGGCCUCUGUUCAUUGCGGGCACUUGGGCCCGUCCACCUCUGCCACCUGCACUCCUUGGCUGCGGGCCACGGCGGGGAGCCCCUGGGGGAGUUCCCAGCAGCUCGGCAUGUGACGGGACAGGUCCCGGCUCUGCCUUUUUCGGCUGAGACAAUAAAACUUCCCACGCGUU
Leopardus geoffroyi (Geoffroy's cat) is the source of this 3145-nucleotide messenger RNA. RefSeq names its product phosphatidylinositol glycan anchor biosynthesis class Q (gene PIGQ). The record is from RefSeq and is a predicted model, not a curated record. Gene Ontology annotation, cellular component: membrane; endoplasmic reticulum. Lineage: Eukaryota; Metazoa; Chordata; Mammalia; Carnivora; Felidae. Gene Ontology annotation, biological process: GPI anchor biosynthetic process. The transcript is spliced from 11 exons. The coding region runs from base 140 to 1939 and encodes 599 amino acids.